Molecule: messenger RNA, 2479 nt
Organism: Pseudo-nitzschia multistriata
Lineage: Eukaryota; Bacillariophyta; Bacillariophyceae; Bacillariales; Bacillariaceae
Source: the annotation of a GenBank genome assembly
CAACUCGGAUUUUCAGAAUCAUUAUUUUAUUAUUAUACAAAGUGGUGGGUUUCAAACAAUGAUGAAUACAAAGUCAGAUGCUUUGUAAAACAACUGUGGACCCUCUCAAAAACUACCAUAAUGGAAUAUGGCAGUACUAGUAACAAUAGUCUACUAGUAUGGAGGUGAGAUGGAACAAAGGAACAGGUACCGUACUGUUAUCAUGUUCUUCUACCAUGGAAGUAACCACCACUCCUCUCAAUCAUCCCAACAGCAAGAAAAUUCCUGAUGCCAUGGUGGAGGCCAGUUACCAUCAAGGAAAAGAAGGACAAAACGAAGACGGAGGAAGACCAAAGCAAUCCCCUCUCCAAGAAAUUCUGCUAAGGUACGAGUACGUACUCGUUGCAGCUUUGAAAUAGAACCCUUGAUACGUACGGCAUUGACUCCCUAGAAACGUACGGUACGGUAGGUAUGUACGGUACCAACCAUUUUGGUCGACAUGAGUCCUUAUUUCGUAUUCACACCAUGACGGAGGACAAACGCCUCGAUCUUCUGUGCAUUUUAUUCUGGGCUUGCGAUGGUGGGAAUUUUUCGAUCCUACCUGGUACGAGUAAGGUACCGUACGUACUGUACUACAGGGGUGACCCCUGCUGUACUAUGGGAGCAUCGUGUGGGUCGUUUUCCGUUGGUGUCCCGUGAGAGUUUUUUAGACAAAGGAGAGGGAAACCGGUGGUGGUCUCCGGGGCAUAGUUCGAAACGGCUGUCCAACGGCUCGAUUCGGGACCAACCGCGCCCCGAUUCCGGCUGAACGGGUUCGGGUGCAGGGCGCGAAAAAGGGCGGAGGGAGAGCGAAACGAUGGCCGGACGCCCACCCAUAAUUUCUGCCUCGGAAUCGGGAUUGCCGUUCCCCUAGUCCACAACGAAACCGAACGGGCCCGCUCUCCGUUCGGACCCCGCAGGAGCAAAUCCACGCGUGAAGGAACCAAACCGCGAAGGUUCAAAACGAUCUUAGGGAAGUGUGUUUCAGAAAAACAAAAAUUCGAUGCGUUCGCUCAAGCGGGCAAACAUUCCUUCCUACCGUACGGUAUGCGGGCUUCGCUGCUCCAAACGCAAUCGCUGGCCAUUCUUCCAAUCCAAACCGCCGAAGGCUCCGGCAGAAAGCAACGAAAGAAAGCCCAGUACACCACACAACACAACUUGUCUUGUCUUGUCCUGCCACGUCUCGUUCCGUCCCGUCGCAUCCCAUCGCAUCCCAUCGCAUCGCAUCCCACCGCAUCGAACCCCAUCGCCGAGCCAGAGGCACAACACAACGCUGCAGCACGCAACGAUCCGAACCGAACCGAUCCGAUCCGAUUCGAUUCGAUUCCAAACACAACGCACCAAACACACGAGUAUCGCUUGUUCACGAUGAGACGCUGCCCCGCACCGGCCACCUUCCUCUUCCAGCUGUUCCUCCUGGUCGGAUCGGCUGCAAGCCCCGCUUCCGCCGCCAGGAUCCGCGGCGGCGGAUCCUCGUCCCUCCCCUCCCCCGGGGAAUCUCCCGAAUCCCGGACCGGCCACUUGCCGCGGGGAAACCCCAAGCAGAAGCACCAGCGGCGGCGCCUCCCCAAAAAGGAAAAGGACGACAAAAAGGAAGCCGAGCCCGAAGAAGAGCAAGAAUCGGCGGCCCCGUCGCCCAUCCCCACCAAGGUCGGAGCACGCACCUCGCAGUUGCAGCAGCAACCACCACCAAACAAAGGGGACGAACCGUCCUCGCCCCUUGUGCUCCCCACGAAGGCUCCCGGCACCAACGCCGAGACCGGAAGCAGCCCAAAGCAGCAACCGCCGGCCCCUCCCAGCAAGAAUACCGGGCCGAUCGGACGCGCUUCGGCGAGGAAAGAAGGCGUCCGGAACGGGGUGGCCCGUCUCCCGCUGGCCCGGGGGAUCGGCAGCCGCCCGAACGACGAAGGAGACAAGGACGACAAGUCCGGCGGGGGGGGACUCUUCGGCCGGGGCGUCCUCCACGACCGGGACCGGCCGGUAGCGAAAGACAAGGACCACGGCGUCAAACCGGAAGCGGCGGAAGCCCUCGCAACCAACAAGUACACGGAAAAAGACCGGGUGCCCAUUCCCGUGGUCGAACCCAAGACCGGGACGGGCCUUCCCUUUGGUGGGGGCCGCGAAGCUUCCAAGAAGCCCGGGGAUGACGCCGGCCUCGGCAAGAAACUGGGACCCUCCGCUCCGGCCAAGACCACACGGGCCGUGGGCAGCGCGGGGCCUCUCGGAACGAACACCGAGCCAUCGAAAAAGAGCAAGAAGACAUCGAAGAGCAACAAAAAGAAGAGCCGGGCCUCCAAGAAGGGAACCAAGCUGACCAAGCCGGUGUAACAAGCACCGUGCGAUGGGACACACACGAACGAUUCUACCAUCGCAAUCACCGUGCCAAAGCGUCCACGAUCCGACCCUGUGCCGAUCCUUUGCUUCGAUAUACAACUAUUUUCAACGAUUACUCUAUAACACA